AUGAAACUGCCCAGCGAUGGCGGCGGGCGGGGCGGGCGGCAGGACUACUCCUUCAAGGUGGUGCUGCUGGGGGAAGGCUGCGUGGGGAAGACUCGCUGGUGCUGCGAUACUGCGAGAACAAGUUCAACGACAAACACAUCACCACCUCUACAGGCGUCCUUCCUCACAAAGAAGCUCAACAUCACGGGGAAGAGAGUUAAUCUGGCUAUCUGGGACACAGCAGGUCAGGAGCGUUUUCAUGCGUUAGGUCCCAUCUACUACAGAGACUCCAAUGGAGCCAUUCUAGUGUACGACAUAACAGACGAAGACUCCUUCCAGAAGGUGAAGAACUGGGUGAAAGAGUUGAGGAAAAUGUUGGGGAACGAGAUUUGUUUAUGUAUAGUAGGUAAUAAAAUCGAUUUGGACAAAGACAGACACGUUUCGGUGGAAGAGGCUGAGAGUUAUGCAGAGUCGGUGGGAGCCAAACACUACCACACAUCAGCCAAGCUAAACAAAGGCAUCGAGGAGCUCUUCCUGGAUCUCUGUAAAAGGAUGAUGGAAACGGCUCAGGCUGAGGAGAGGUUGAAGGGCAACGGAGCCAGCCAAUCAGCAUCAAGUCGGCGGGGCGUACAGAUUGUCGACGACGAACCGCAAGCCACGCCCGCCGGAGGAUGCUGCUCUUCUGGCUAACACACACACACACACACACUCUGUCAUACACACACACACACAUUUACAAGCGUCUCUGUCGGGUUUUUCUUUUUGCCGCCUCUGCUGCUAAGGAGCAUGGGAAAAAAAAAAUCACGUUUAAAAUUGUUGCCUUUCAAAAUAAAAGCGGCUCGUGGUUAAGCAGCACUUUGACGCUUCAACUUCCUGAAUUCGAGUCGAUAAGUGAAUCAGCUGUUUGUGUCUCCGCAUCAAUAAAAGAGUUUUAGGACAGCAGAGGGUUAUUUACUUUGUUUUUUUGAUUUUAUUUGGGGGAAAUCUCUCGAGGGGUAACACACACAUCCAAACACACACUGUAUAAACCUCCAUUAAUCAUAUUUAUCUCAAACCCAGAGGAGCAGCUCCACCUGCUGGACUGGAGUCAAACAGUAAACGACCGUCGGGAGUUCUGGAGUGGACAUGAAGCUUCGGCAGUCGGACUUUGUCCCGUUUGUCGUGCCAUCGGCUCUAAGCUGAACUCAAGGUCCGCUUCGUGGUCUCUCCCUGAGCUUUCCGCCACAGUUCAGUGUUUCUGUGCUGAAAGCUGAGGACGAGGGAAGACGCAGCGUGUUACUAUAGACCUGGAAAUGUCAGAACUCACCCUUGAAUCCUUGAAAGUCAUUAAAAAACUCAGCUCAUUAAAUUUAGACGUUAAAAAUGUUUCCAGUUUUCUUAUAAACAAUAAAACAAACUUAAAAAAAUCUAAUUUAGCAAUAAAAUAAAAAAAAUUCUCAACGAAAGCAUCAAAAAUGUGUCUUACUUAAAAACACAAAAGUUCAUAAAUAAUGAUUAAAAACAGAAAAGCCGCAAUCUUAAAUUUUCUGUCAAUAAAAUGAAAUAAAAUAAUUUAAAGAUUAACAGCAAAUAUGAAAAACUGCCAACAUUAAAUCAAAUUAAAGCUGCAACAACAAUAAAUUGUCACAAAGAAAACUGGAUAAUCGAUGAGUCGUCAAAUCAUUUUUUUUAUCCUAAAUUUGAUUAAAUUUUAACAAACAUCAAAAAACGAGUUCGACAAAAUUAUUUUACGUUUAAUCGAUAAAAUAUCGCUGAGGAAAGUCUCUAAAUUUGUCGAUUUCGUCUUGGAAAUUCGGAAACAAAAAUCCAGCAGACAUUAAUUCUCUUUCUAAUCGAUUAACUGAGUUUCAGCUCUGAAACAUAAUAAUGCAUUCCUCGACGUCGUGCAGCUGCUCCUCUACGCGACACAUUAACACACACACACACACACACACACACACACACACACACACACUCCUGGACAGAAAUAAUACUGUGCAUGUUUGAUUUCUGUAAAAGGCUUCUCGUUUGUUUGUUUUACUUUUAAAAGAAAUGAUGAAUAAAAAAACAACAAAAGUGAACAGCGAUUAUUUAAUAAGUUAUCUUCGCGUGGUGACGGACGCCUGCACGUGAAGUUUUCCUCUGUACUCUCACUGUGUAACUGUUAAUCUGCUCACUGACCACAAAUCUGCAAACUUUCUGACUUUCUGGGAAAAUUGACGCUUACAGAAGAGAAAUCAAACUGUUCUGUUCAUUCUGGAAAAAUGGGGGAAAAAGUAGUGCACUUUUUUUGGAAAUGUAAUUUUUUAAACUGCUCGUGUCAAAAGUGUUUUUGUAAAGAUGAUAGAACAAUUAUAACGAUUUACACAACGCA
Messenger RNA from Larimichthys crocea (large yellow croaker), 2332 nucleotides. RefSeq names its product RAB21, member RAS oncogene family (gene rab21). The record is from RefSeq and is a predicted model, not a curated record. The transcript is spliced from 8 exons. Gene Ontology annotation, molecular function: GTP binding; GTPase activity. Gene Ontology annotation, biological process: Rab protein signal transduction. The coding region runs from base 1 to 669 and encodes 222 amino acids. NCBI's taxonomy places the organism in Eukaryota, Metazoa, Chordata, Actinopteri, Sciaenidae.